Entamoeba histolytica HM-1:IMSS is the source of this 528-nucleotide messenger RNA. RefSeq lists its product as uncharacterized. Lineage: Eukaryota; Evosea; Mastigamoebida; Endamoebidae. Bases 1 to 528 code for a protein of 175 amino acids. The record is from RefSeq and is a predicted model, not a curated record. The transcript has a single exon.
AUGAAAUUAGGAUAUAAUGAAAUAAUGAUUGUCUCAAAGUAUUUUGAAGAUAUUAAUGAUUUUAUUAAUUUAGAAAUGGGAGUUAAAAGAUUUCAAGGAAAUAUGGAACGAUUUCAUUUUAAUCCAAUUCCAUUGAAUCAAUAUUCAAGAAAAUUGUUUCCUAAUAUUGAAACAUUUCAUAUUUAUAAUAAAGAAGAUAAAAUAUUUAAAGAUGGAAGAAUAAUUAAAUAUGUAAUAUGGUAUAAAGUAAGUUAUUCAAGAUAUUUAGAAGAGAAAAAAGCAAUGAUUGAAUGUAAAAAUAUUGAAUAUACACGAAAAUAUAGAAAUAUAUUUGGAAAUACAAUACAAAAAGAAGUUAAUUCACAUGGAAAUUAUUGUUUUUAUGGAUGUAAUGAUAUUCAAGAAAGUGAAAUACCAACAAGUGUAAGUAAAAUAGGAUAUGGAUGUUUUUCUGGAUGUUCAUCAUUAAAAACAAUUAAUAUACCAUCAUCAUUUACAUCAUUUGGAAUUUGUUGUUUUUAUCAUUGA